AUGGAAAUAUCCCAGCUGGCACGACUGUUUAAGGACAAGUACGCUGAGCAGCAGCGCAGGACGAUCCGCGAGCUGCUCCGCGAGCGCCGGCCGAGCACGCGGCCGUUUGGCAGGCAGCUCGCCGCGAUCAGCCGCCUGAUGGACAGGUACGCCGACCAGGAGGCCCAGUCCGCCGCCCUCGACGUGGUGCUGCGGUCGGGCGGCGCUGCUCGCGUGGUACAAGAGCGACUUCUUCACGUGGGUCGACAGACCCCCCUGUCCGUGCGGCAACGCAGACCAGAGCAAGAUACAGCCGCUGCAGCCGGUGGGGCCGUACAAGAAGGAGCACUUCGACGGCCGCGCGGACAUCGUCGAGCAGUACCGGUGCCUCAGGUGCGCCCAGACGAUCGAGUUCCCGCGCUACAACAACCCCAAGACGCUGCUGUCGCUCCGCAAAGGCCGCUGCGGAGAGUGGAACAACUGCUUUAUUCUGCUCCUGUGCUCGCUCGGGCUCAAGGUGCGGUACAUCUGGAACGCCGAGGACCACGUGUGGUGCGAAUACUACUCGCAGCACCUCGGACGGUGGGUGCACCUGGACAGCUGCGAAAACCAGUUCGACAACCCGACGCUCUACUGCGACGGCUGGGGCAAGAAGAUGUCGUACGUGUUUGCCGUCAGCGCGACGUACAUUGCCGACGUGUCGCCGAAAUACAUCAAAAAGGGCCAGCUGCCCCGAAACAGGCUGGGCGAGUACGAGCUCGCAGACACGCUAGCAUACAUUAA
This is a messenger RNA of Ogataea haglerorum, 762 nucleotides long. RefSeq lists its product as uncharacterized. The record is from RefSeq and is a predicted model, not a curated record. Bases 1 to 762 code for a protein of 253 amino acids. NCBI's taxonomy places the organism in Eukaryota, Fungi, Ascomycota, Pichiomycetes, Pichiales, Pichiaceae. The transcript is spliced from 2 exons.